AUGUUUGACCUACCUGCUAUGCUGCUCUGCUCGGUGGCAUCCUUCCUCUUCCCGAUCUUCGCUUCCUACAAGGCUCUCAAAACCUCCGACCCGGCGCAGCUAACACCAUGGCUUAUGUACUGGGUGGUGUUUAGCAUCUGCCUCUUGGCCGAGUCUUGGGUGUCAUUCAUUGUCACUUGGAUACCCUUUUAUGGAUACUUUCGUUUGGUGUUUCUCCUCUACCUCAUCUUACCGCAAACCCAAGGCGCCCGUGUUCUAUACGAGCAGUACGUCCACCCCUUCUUACGAGACAACGAGUCGCAGAUCGAUGAGUUCAUUGCGAGCUCCCACGAGCGACUCAAAUCAGCAGGGCUUUCAUACAUUCGCCAAGCUAUCAACUAUGUUAGAGAGAACUUGCUCGGCAUGCCUCCGGCUGAGCCGCCCGCGCCUAUGCCCGAGAACGUCGGCGCCCAAGGCUAUACCCAGGCGCUUCUCUCGAGGUUUAGUAUCCCUUCCGCUAAAUGGGCCACAACUGGUGCACAGGGCAGCGGCGACUUCUAUAGCCUCUUGUCCAGUGCAGUCGCGGCCGCUAGCGGUGCCGGAGCUGCUAGGAGCGCUCCAGGUACUGACCUGACUGCGUCUGGCCAUCUCAUCCCGGAGCACCUGCGUGAUUCUGGCGAGAAGAUGAGCUUCAUAUCUACCCAGAAAGAACGACUCAGCUACCUUCUGGCUGCUCUUGACCGUGAGGCGCAAGAGCUUCAAAACGAGACACCAAAGCAAGCCACGCCAGGCGCUUUUGACGGGCCGGCGGACGCCGACUCUGCGCCUCGAUCGCCGAGCGGGCUUAGCAUGCUAAGUGCUCUCAGCAAGAGCCGUAGCGAGGGCGACUUUGAAAAGAUUGAUGCCGACAGUGGCGCUGAGGAUGAGCUGACUAUGCGCAGGCGCAAUGUGUCGGGAGGCGGCUCUUGGAUGCCGUGGGGAUGGGGAGGCGGCGAGGGGCACGGCGAGGACCAUGGCUCUACCACCGGACGGGAGCAUUAG
This is a messenger RNA of Cordyceps fumosorosea ARSEF 2679, 1020 nucleotides long. Its product is annotated as HVA22 domain membrane protein. The coding region runs from base 1 to 1020 and encodes 339 amino acids. The record is from RefSeq and is a predicted model, not a curated record. The transcript has 3 exons. Lineage: Eukaryota; Fungi; Ascomycota; Sordariomycetes; Hypocreales; Cordycipitaceae.